AUGAGUGACGCGACUACUUCCCUGCUCACAGAGCACUUCAGCUACACGCCCCUGUCUCUCAUCGACGACAUUAUCAACUCGAUCAACAACCUAAUCUACCAGGCCAUCUCUAGUCUAGAGACCGGACUGCUGUCUACUCCUCCCGAACGAUUGGGCUUUUCUCAUGCGAACAAUGGCUCGACUAUACCCGACACCGAUGAAGACGGGAAUGUUGUUUACCCGGAGGCACAACUGGAGAUUGAAAAUGGGCUGCAUCAGCUAGAAACGCUUCUCGAGGCGACGGUAGACAAGACUUUCGAUAAGUUUGAGCUUUUCGUGCUGCGCAAUACGUUCAAGAUCCCAGAUGAUCUGAUGGGGUGGAUUCGAUUGAAGCAUUAUGAGAAUCUCAACAUAGCUCCUCCGCCCGAUGCCCCUACCCAAGAGACAAUCACCGCGCAACGGAAGAAGCUACAUGAAACCAAGAAACUGAACCGGGCGUUGAAGCAAGAGAGCGCACGUAAUGAGGCUGCUAUUGAUCAGCUACGCUCGAUUAUAACAAAGACACAGGCCGCAAAGCAGGAGAAUGAAGUCACGCCCAACGGCCAAAAGGACUUGGAUUUGUCAUUCUUGACUUCCAGCCUACCUGCUCAACAGCUACGCGUUGGCGUUACUGCCGGAUCGAAUACCCAACACACGCCAAUCACAACAAACACUACGUUUAUUUUGUCCCAGCUUCCUGCACUACAUGCGCUGCUGAAGGAACUUCGACCCAAGUUGGCUACUCUACCACAGUCCGGAGAGAAAAUGGAGACGGAGUCGAAAGCCGAUGCGAGACAAGAAUACAUUGAGAGCAGGGUCAGGCUGCAUCUCGAGCGGGCCGGUCAGCUGGCGGUCGGUAGCGAUGGCAAUACAGUUGUUGCGGGCCGUAAGAUCGACAUUACAGAAGCACAGGCCCUUGAGGCUGUCACAGGAAUGCUUACGCAAGAGGAUCAAAAGUCGGCCUAG
This is a messenger RNA of Aspergillus sclerotioniger CBS 115572, 984 nucleotides long. Its product is annotated as MIND complex subunit MTW1. The transcript is spliced from 3 exons. Gene Ontology annotation, cellular component: nucleus; chromosome, centromeric region. The record is from RefSeq and is a predicted model, not a curated record. The coding region runs from base 1 to 984 and encodes 327 amino acids. Gene Ontology annotation, biological process: mitotic cell cycle; protein localization to kinetochore; kinetochore assembly. NCBI's taxonomy places the organism in Eukaryota, Fungi, Ascomycota, Eurotiomycetes, Eurotiales, Aspergillaceae.